Blepharisma stoltei is the source of this 1284-nucleotide messenger RNA. Lineage: Eukaryota; Ciliophora; Heterotrichea; Heterotrichida; Blepharismidae. The record is from the annotation of a GenBank genome assembly.
AUGGAUGAGAAUGGGUUAGAAAAAUGCGUCUCAUUCUUAAGAGAUGCCCUGAAUAAAAAGUCACCUGCACUUCGGAAUGAUGCUGUUCUAUCUCAAUUUAUCGAAAAAAUCUAUACUAUGCUAGUUAUAAGUGACAUGGAUUUGGUAGUAAAAAUAAAACCAAAUGGAAAACUUUGUAUGUUUUGCAGCAAAAUUAUCAACGGAAUUAACAUUGGAUCGGCUAUAGGGCUCCAAUGCAGCCCUUCUGAGCAUUAUUUCUGCAGUAAAAACUGCUUGAAAAAGCAUGCACUAUUAUGCACAAAAAAUACCUUACUGGAUUUAGAAUAUGUAAGAUGCCCUUCAUGUAGAGUCAGCAUUAAUAUUGACCUAAUUAGUGACGCUUUUGAGGGGCAUAUAGAAGAUAUCCAAAGAGACGCCUGUGACCGAGCUUUAAAAGAGCUUUUAAAUGAAGAAGAAAAAGAAAACCUGCAAGCCAAGUUUAACUGUGGAAUUUGUUAUGGGGAAUUUAAAGUAGAAGAAAGCGUCACCCUUGAAUGUGACCACAGGUUUUGUUUUCCCUGCAUCAAAAUGCAUAUGGAGCUACUCAUAGAAUCAGCCCAAGUAAGUGACGAACACCUAAGAUGCCCGACCUGUGUCCAGCCACUGACUGCUUAUGAAAUUGAAGAUAUCGUAGGUCCUCAGCUUUACGAAAAAUAUGAAAAAUUCCGAUUAAGAGGCUUCAAGCUGUCAGCUGAAGAAGAUGAAAAUUCCAUUUUGUUCCAAUGCAGAGGGGUUGACUGUGAAUAUCUAUGUAUCAUUGAAAAAGGAGUAGGACAGUUUACAUGCCCAAAAUGCAAUUAUAAGUGCUGCCCUAUGUGCAAAAAAGAUAUACACGAUGGGAUGACUUGUGAACAGUUUGAAAAAUAUUUGAAGGAAAAUGAUAAAGAAAGCAAAGCUUUUGAGCAGCUUUUAAGGAGAGAAGGGCUACUGAGGUGUCCAGUGUGUGGGGCGGUUGUGGAGAGAAUUGAUGGGUGCGAGUUUAUGGUAUGCUCGUCUAGUGAAUGCCAAGGGAUGACUUAUUUUUGUUAUAAUUGUGGGAGGAAAUUGGAAAGAGACCAUGAGCCUCAUAGAUGCAAAGUAAGGGAGUUGCCAGAGAAUCAGCGGAAUAUGUAUAGAGCGAAUGAGGAUAUGAUUGCUGAGGUAGGGAGAAGAGGAAUUAACCCACGCCAAAGAGAAAGAAUAAACAGAUUAGGGGUGCAUGCAGAUGGUGUUGAGAGAUUGCUGGGACGGCCUGCUUGGCGAUAA